This is a messenger RNA of Propithecus coquereli (Coquerel's sifaka), 3037 nucleotides long. It is a transcript of the gene ZNF507, whose product is annotated as zinc finger protein 507. Gene Ontology annotation, cellular component: nucleus. Bases 1 to 2865 code for a protein of 954 amino acids. The transcript has 5 exons. Gene Ontology annotation, biological process: regulation of gene expression. Lineage: Eukaryota; Metazoa; Chordata; Mammalia; Primates; Indriidae. The record is from RefSeq and is a predicted model, not a curated record.
AUGGAAGAAAGCAGCAGUGUUGCCAUGUUGGUGCCAGAUAUUGGAGAGCAAGAAGCUAUAUUGACUGCUGAAAGUAUCAUCAGUCCUUCACUGGAAAUUGAUGAACAAAGAAAACCUAAAACAGAUCCAUUAAUUCAUGUUAUCCAGAAGUUAAGCAAGAUAGUGGAACAUGAAAAGUCACAAAAAUGUCUUUUAAUUGGGAAAAAACGCACACGGUCAAGUGCCACAACAUGCUCUCUUGAAACCCAAGAACUCUGUGAGAUUCCAGCUAAAGUAACCCAAUCACCUGCUGCUGCUAUUAGAAGGGCUGAGAUGUCACAAACAAAUCUUACCGCUGACUCUCCUGCCCAGAAUGACGGGAAGGCUAUGUCUUACCAGUGCAGCCUUUGUAAGUUUCUGUCAUCAUCUUUUCCUGUGUUAAAAGAUCAUAUUAAGCAGCAUGGUCAGCAGAAUGAAGUGAUAUUGAUGUGCUCAGAGUGCCAUAUCACAUCUAAAAGCCAAGAGGAACUUGAAGCUCACGUGGUAAAUGACCAUGAAAAUGAUGCCAGUAGUCUCACUCAAUCCAAAGCCCAGCAGUGCGUAAGCCCUUCCAACUCCUUAUGUCAGAGAACAGUAGAAAGAAAUAAUGAACCUAUUCCCGAUGUCCCGGUAAAUGCGGACAGUCCGCAAACUCAUACUAUCCAAACUUCAUCUGUGGCAGAAAUGGGUAGGAGGAAAUGGUAUGCGUAUGAACAAUAUGGCAUGUAUCGAUGCUUGUUUUGUAGUUAUACUUGUGGCCAGCAGAGGAUGUUGAAAACACAUGCUUGGAAACAUGCUGGAGAAGUUGAUUGCUCCUAUCCAAUCUUUGAAAAUGAAAAUGAGCCCCUGGGCUUGCUGGAUUCUUCAGUGGCUGCCACACCUGGUGGGGUCGAUGCAGUCGUCAUUGCCAUUGGAGACAGUGAACUGAGUAUCCACAAUGGGCCAUCGGUACAAGUGCAGAUUUGCAGUUCAGAACAGUUACCAUCGUCAUCUCCUUUAGAACAGAGUGCAGAAAGGGGAGUACACCUAAGUCAGUCGGUCACCCUUGACGCUAGUGAGGAAGAAAUGCUCGAGGUGAUUUCGGACGCGGAGGAGAAUCUGAUUGCUGAUAGCCUGCUCUCAUCAGCACAGAAAAUCAUUAGCAGUAGCCCAAAUAAAAAAGGUCACGUUAACGUGAUAGUGGAGCGAUUGCCAGGUGCCGAAGAAACUCUGUCACAGAAACAUUUCCUCAUGAAUGCCGAAAUUGAAGAGGGGAAAAACCUGAGCCAGGCAGAAGCCCAGAUGGGGUGUGAAGGAACGGAUGACGUUUAUCACGCCGAUAAAUGUACCGUUGAUAUUGGGGGGUUGAUCAUAGGCUGGAGCAAUGCAGAGAAGAAAGACGAGUUGAUAAAUAAAGGCCUGGCCCCUGAUGAGAAUGCCCCGCCAGGCCGAAGAAGGACAAAUUCAGAGUCUCUUAGACUGCACUCGCUAGCUGCAGAAGCCCUCGUCACGAUGCCUAUAAGAGCUGCAGAACUUACAAGAGCCAACCUCGGGCACUAUGGGGAUAUAAACCUUUUAGACCCAGAUACUGGACAAAGGCAAGUAGAUAGUACCUUGGCAGCAUAUUCAAAAAUGAUGUCACCGCUUAAAAACUCCCCAGAUGGAUUAACUAGUUUUAACCAAAGUAACUCUACCUUGGUAGCACUCCCGGAGGGAAGGCAGGAAUUGUCAGUCGGGCAAGUUAAGACAGGCAUCAGCAUGUCCUUACUCACCGUAAUUGAAAAAUUGAGAGAAAGGACAGACCAGAAUGCUUCAGACGAUGAUAUUUUGAAAGAGUUGCAGGACAACGCCCAGUGCCAACCCAACAACGAUAGCGGUUUGUCGGGAAGCAGCGUGGUGGAGUACAUCCCUAACGCUGAGCGACCCUACCGUUGCCGCCUGUGUCACUACACGAGCGGUAACAAAGGCUACAUCAAGCAACAUUUGCGAGUCCACCGACAGAGACAGCCUUACCAGUGUCCCAUCUGUGAGCACAUAGCUGACAAUAGCAAAGAUUUGGAGAGCCACAUGAUCAACCACUGUAAAACCAGAAUAUACCAGUGCAAGCGGUGUGAAGAAUCUUUUCAUUACAAGAGUCAACUGAGGAAUCAUGAGAGGGAACAACACAGUCCUCCCGAUACCGCGUCAGUAGCAACUUCUAACGAGUCAGGAAUUGCCAGUGAUACAACCGAUGGAAAGUGUGUUCAGGAAGGGAAUAAGUCUUCAGUCCAGAAACAGUAUAGAUGUGAUGUGUGUGACUAUACAAGUACCACAUAUGUUGGUGUGAGAAACCACAGACGAAUCCAUAAUUCUGAUAAGCCGUACAGAUGCUCUUUGUGUGGGUAUGUGUGCAGCCACCCUCCCUCUUUGAAGUCUCACAUGUGGAAGCACGCGAGUGACCAAAACUAUAACUACGAACAAGUGAACAAGGCUAUUAACGACGCGAUUUCACAGAGUGGCAGAGUUCUGGGGAAAUCGCCUGGAAAGACUUUAUUAAACAGCAGUGAAGAGAAAGCCGAUCCUAUCACUGGAAGUUCAGAAAAUUUGGUGUCAUCUUCAGAACUGAUUUCCCAGGCUCCCAGUGACGUUGUAGGUCCCAACGAGAACGAGAAACUGAGCCCUACAAAUAAUACCUCAUAUAGUUUAGAAAAAAUCUCCAGUCUUGCCCCUGCUGGUAUGGAAUAUUGCGUUUUACUCUUCUGUUGUUGUAUCUGUGGUUUUGAAUCAACCAGUAAAGAAAAUCUCUUGGAGCACAUGAAGGAGCACGAGGGUGAAAUUGUAAACAUCAUCCUAAACAAGGACCACAACACAACGCUAAACACGAAUUAAUGGAAUAAUUACUCGAAGAGGAAAACAGAGGAUUCCCUUGAACCACAGUUUCACCUUUGCACUGUCAAGUAACUUAACAGACACAGAAGAAAUAGUUGGUGUGAUGUUUGAGAAAUGACAGGUGUGACUUUGGAACCAAACUUGUAAUCUAAUAAAAGGAAUUCCAAAUGGA